Molecule: messenger RNA, 1266 nt
Organism: Knipowitschia caucasica
Lineage: Eukaryota; Metazoa; Chordata; Actinopteri; Gobiiformes; Gobiidae
Source: the annotation of a GenBank genome assembly
AUGACAGCGACUAUGAAACUUGAGCUGCAUGUGCAAUAUGGAGGUGAAGAGGUGCUCCGCCCGCCCACCUCCCUCCCUCUUCCCUCGGUGCGUCUCUGUCCGCCCGCAGCAGUCUCCUUCCCGGCGAGGUUCACUCCAGAGAUGGCUGCGAAAGUGUGCAGAUCUGUGCUCCUGUUGUCCCGGAGCAGCGGAGCGGUGGCCAGCAGCCUCCCCGCACUUGUUGUCUCGUCACAGAGGCACCACCAGCACAUAAGACCGCAGGCGGUCCUCUCUGCCCCUCUGUCCCGUCAGAGCAUCAGGAGAGCACAUGGAAUCCGCUCCCACUCCACACUCUUCAGCCAGCCUCCCACCGCCCUGUCUCCACAGGUUUGGAAGGGCGCCCCCUCAUGGCACGGCCAGAGACUGUUGUGUACCUCAGCUGCUGAAGAGGUGACGGUGAUGUAUCAGAAUGGUUUGCCGGUGAUCUCGGUCAGUUUGCCGUCUCGACGAGAGCGCUGCCAGUUCACCCUGAAGCCACUGAGCGACUGUGUGGGCGUGUUCCUGCAGCAGCUGCAGGCGGAGGACCGAGGCAUCGACCGCGUGGCCAUCUACUCCAUGGAUGGAGCCCGGGUGGCCUCCUCCACAGGGAUCGACAUUCUGCUGCUGGACGACUUCAAACUGGUCAUCAACGACACCACACACGUCGUACGGCCCCCGAGGAGAGAUCUGCUGCCUCACGAGGAUCUUGAACGGCUGAAUGAUGUGAAGUUCCUGGUGCAGCAGCUCUACACCACGCUGCGUAUAGAGGAACACCAACUCGGCAAAGAACGCGAGCUGAUUGGACGGCUCGAGGACCUCAACUCACAACUCCGCCCCCUCGAGAAGGUGAGAGAGGAGUUGAGUAAGAAGGCGGAGCGGCGUACGACCUGGGUGCUAUGGGGCGGCAUGGCGUACAUGGCCACUCAGUUUGGGAUACUGGCGCGGCUCACCUGGUGGGAAUACUCCUGGGACAUCAUGGAGCCCGUCACGUACUUCAUCACAUACGGCACCGCGAUGGCUAUGUACGCUUACUACGUGCUCACGCGCCAGGAGUACAUUUACCCCGACGCCAGGGACCGUCAGUAUCUGCUGUUCUUCCACAAGGGGGUGAAGAGGACUCGCUUCGACAUAGAGAAAUACAACAAGCUGAAGGAUGAUAUCGCAGAGGUGGAGUUAGAUCUAAAGCGUCUGCGGGACCCUCUGCAGCUCCAGCUCCCCGUCCCGCAGCUCACUGGCACUAACAAUUGA